CCCCCCCGCCCUUUAGCGUGGCUGCGCCUCCGCCCCUUCCUUCCCAGAGGAAAUCACUGGACCUCCGCUCCCUCCCCGCCCACCUGCCUCCGUACAGGACCGCAAGGACACCACCGGGCGAAGAGAGAAGGGGGUGGCGGUGGAGAAAGGGCGGGGGGGGGACCAGCCGGUGGGUCCCCCCCGAGAAGAACAUGUGCUGAGCGGCUCCCAUCCGUGGCAGUGCAGCCAGUGAUGGUGCCCAGCACCUCUGAUGAUGCCCCAGAGCCCCGAAUCAAGUGCGGAGGAGGAGGAGGAGCACUUCUCCCAGUGCCCCGAGGAGGAGUCGGGCUCGGAGAGCUCCCACGAGGGGCCCAGCCCCCCGGCCAGUCCUGCUAACCCUGCCCACGAUUGCUCUAUGUCAGUACCUGAGGACGCUCACUUCAGUAUGAUGGUCUUCCGAAUUGGUAUUCCUGAUUUGCACCAGACGAAAUGCCUACGUUUCAACCCUGAUGCAGCCAUUUGGGUGGCAAAACAACAAAUUCUCUGCACUCUCAACGAAAGCCUCAAGGAUGUUCUGAAUUAUGGACUCUUCCAGCCAGCCACCAAUGGACGGGAUGCCAAAUUCCUAGAUGAAGAGCGACUCCUGCGCGAGUACCCACAGAGUUUUGAGAAGGGGGUACCCUAUCUUGAGUUCCGCUACAAGACACGAGUAUACAAGCAAACCAACCUAGAUGAGAAGCAGCUAGCAAAACUCCACACCAAGACGGGUUUGAAGAAGUUCCUGGAGUACGUGCAACAUGGAGCAGCUGAAAAAGUGGCACGGCUCCUGGACAAAGGGCUUGAUCCGAACUAUCACGAUUCUGAUACUGGCGAAACACCUUUGACGUUGGCUGCCCAAUUAGAUGGGACCAUUGACGUGAUCCGGCUGUUGUGCCUUGGCGGUGCCCACAUAGAUUUCCGGGCAAGGGAUGGCGCCACAGCCCUCCACAAAGCUGUCUGUUCUCACCACUAUUCAGCCCUCAUGGCACUCUUGGACCUGGGGGGCUCCCCCAAUUAUAAGGACCGCCGUGGGCUGACCCCACUCUACCAUACAGCCAUGGUUGGAGGUGACCCACACUGCUGUGAACUUCUGCUGUACAAUCGAGCCCACAUUGGCACCACUGAUGAGAAUGGCUGGCAAGAAAUACACCAGGCCUGCCAACAUGGAAACUCCCAACAUUUGGAACACCUGCUCUUCUACGGUGCUGAGCCAGGUGCACAGAACGCAUCCGGGAAUACAGCAUUGCACAUCUGUGCCCUCUACAACAAGGAAAGCUGUGCCCGAAUCCUGUUAUACCGAGGAGCUAACAAAGAGAUCAAGAACAACCAUGGUCAAACUGCCUUCCAGGUGGCAGUCAUUGCAGGAAAUUUUGAGUUGGGGGAGCUGAUCAAAAGCCAUCGGGAUUCGGAUGUGGUCCCUUUCCAGGAGACUCCACAAUAUGCCAGCCGGCGCCGGGAUGGCCCUCAGAACCUUACAGUGCCACACACCUUGCUGCGGGCCAACAGUGAUACCAGCAUGAACCUCCCAGACUGGAUGCUUUAUGCUCAGCCAUCUAUCCCAUCUGCCACUGUGGCAGUGCAGGGCCAGAAGAUCACCACAGGAACAUUGCGCAGCUCCAGCAGUCCGCGUGGUGCUCGCAGCCGCUCCCCAUCACGGGGGCGUCACACAGAUGAGGCAAAAAAACAGCGUGGCCGACCCAGUUCCAGUGGCUACCAGAAGGAAUCCGCUGGAAGCAAUACACUGAGUAGUCGAGGUGUGAAGCGGAAACUUUAUUCGGCUGUGCCUGGCCGCACAUUCAUGGCAGUGAAACCCUACCAGGCCCAGGCUGAGGGUGAGCUCUCCAUCAGCAAGGGCGAGAAGAUCAAGGUGCUGAGUGUUGGGGAAGGCGGCUUCUGGGAGGGACAGGUAAAGGGUCGUGUAGGCUGGUUCCCCUCAGACUGCGUGGAGGAAGUGCCCAACAAGUCCCAGGAAGGGAAGCAAGAGAGCCGCAGCGAUAAAGCCAAACGACUCUUCAGGCACUACACAGUUGGUUCCUAUGACAGCUUUGAUGCCCCAAGUGAUUACAUCAUUAAAGAGAAGACCGUGCUGCUUCAGAAGAAGGACAACGAAGGAUUUGGCUUUGUGCUAAGAGGGGCUAAGGCGCAGACCCCAAUUGAAGAGUUCACACCCACGCCUGCUUUCCCUGCUCUACAGUACCUGGAGUCAGUGGAUGAAGGGGGUGUGGCUUGGCGAGCAGGUCUCCGCAUGGGUGAUUUUCUCAUUGAGGUAAAUGGACAGAAUGUGGUAAAAGUUGGUCACAGGCAAGUUGUCAAUAUGAUUCGACAAGGGGGCAACAACUUGAUGGUGAAGGUUGUCAUGGUAACACGGAAUCCUGAGAUGGAGGAGGCCAUGAGGAAGAAAGCUGCACCCCAGCAGACAAGACGGUUGCCCCCUCCAGCCAUCUCCUUGCGUUCCAAAUCCAUGACAUCGGAGUUGGAGGAAAUGGAUUACGAGCCAGCGAUGGGCACUGAUAAGAAGCGGACUGUCUAUCAGAUGGCUCUGAAUAAAUUAGAUGAGAUCCUGGCAGCAGCUCAACAGACAAUUAGCGUGGGGGACGGGUGUGGAAGUGGAGGGCUUCCUUCCUUGGGGAAGUCACGGGGCACUGCCAAGAAUUAUUUCUCAUCUGAGCCCAGUUUUGAACAACACCGUCUUGGUCAGGCCAGUUAUGAGCGUCCAUCCUACUUACCAACUAGCCAUCCUCCCGGCAUGAUGCUUCGCCAGAAAUCUAUUGGAGCUGCUGAGGAUGAGAAGCCCUACCUCGCUCCCCCCGUCAUGAAGUUUAGCCGCAGCCUUUCGGUCCCUGGCUCUGAAGACAUCCCCCCACCUCCUACCACCUCCCCUCCCGACCCUCCGUAUAGCAGUGCUUCGCCCUCCGCAUCUGGCCGAGCUACUCCCUCGGCCCGCUCCACCUUCAAUCCCAGCGCUGACGCCAAGCUGUACUCAGCUUCUCUUCAUCAGGAACCACCAUAUGAGCCACCUCCCCGUGUCCGUGACAAAAUGUCCCUUUACCGCCAAGAGUCUGAGCAAGGAGCAGAAGGGGCCACUGCACGUGGAUGGAGGGGCCACACCCCUGACCUGCGAUAUUAUAAUCUGCCCCCGCGGGCCACCAGCACCGCCAUGUAUGUUCCCACCAAGCCCAUGCGCCGCAAAGGCCCGCUGGUCAAGCAGACCAAAGUGGAGGACGAGCAGCGCCAGCAGCAGGGCGCCCCCUCUUCCCAGAUGCAAGCAUCGUCCUCCACAUCCCCGUCAUCCGCGCCGUCAGAGAAGAGCUCCAUCCCAAUACCCACCAUCAUAAUUAAAGCCCCUUCGACCAGCAGCAGCGGGCGCAGUAGCCAGGGAAGCAGCAUGGAGGCAGAGUCCCAGCCAGAGCCUGUGGUGCCUGUCCCAUCACUCCAGCUUCAUAACAGCAUGGAUUUCACCAGCCAGUUCGGGGCAGCCCUGGUUGGCGCUGCCCGACGAGACCGCGAGUGGUACAGUGAGGCUCGCCGCAAGUCUGCCCUCUUCCUCUCCACUGAGCAACCGGACGAGUCCCAGCAGAUGCCUGUUCCCCGCCUCCGCCACUCCAAAUCCAUCGACGAAGGCAUGUUUUCCAGCGAGCCAUACAUCCAGCUAAACAUGGCUCCUGGCUUUGGCAGUAGCGGUGGUGGUGGAAGCAGCCCCGGUUACCUUCCGUCUCGCAGUGCGAAAACGUAUGGAGCCAGCACUACCAGUGCCUUCACUUCAGUAUGUUCGAGUUUCUUGCCACAACUCCAGCCCCAUUCGACCCCUCUCAUUCACCCACUGACUGGCAAGAUUUUAGAUCCUGGGUCCCCCUUGGGACUAGCAUUAGUAGCCCGUGAGCGGGCUUUAAAGGAGUCCCAGUCCCAGCAGGAGAGCCGAGAAGAGAGGCACUCGCGCCCGUCCUCUCCCCGGUUUGGGGAGGCCCCUAAAACCCCCGAGUCUCCCGGCAGUUCCAUCUUGCGCCUCUGGGAGACCUCAGAGCAGCAGCCUCACCACCAGCGGCCUGCGUCGCCCCGGAAGGAGCAAGGGAGUCCCCCGCAUCACCUGCCUGAGCAGCAGCCGCCCCCAACCUCAGCCAGAGCCACCCCUUGGGAAAAACGGCCGGAUGACGGAGAGAAGCUGGAGCUGCACGUGCGUUUUGUGGAGAACUGCCGCCCGACGGAGGAGGAGGAGGAGGAGGAGGAGAGUGGCCACGAGAGCAGGAAAGCAGAAGCGGCUGCCCCGCCAAUGGAGCGAGUGGCCGAAGAGAAUGGACUCCCCCUGUUGGUGCUGCCCCCCCCUGCCCCUUCCAUUGACGUCGAUGAUGAGUUUGUCUUCACAGAGCCGCUUCCCCCGCCCCUUGAGUUCUCCAAUAGCUUUGAUAAGCCCGAAUCUCCCCCCAAGGCAGCCAAUGAGCUGCCCCCAGCAGGAGCCCCUCCGGCCGCUCCGCCUGCCCCGGGCACCUUAGAUUCUACGGCGUCUAGCCUCACCUCCUAUGACAGUGAGGUGGCCACCUUGACGCAGGCUGGAACCGCAGAAACCAAGGAAUCCCCUCACGUCAACUUUUCUUCUGUGGUUUCAUCCAUCGCCAUCCCUGCAGCAGAAGCCCCAGAAGCAGUCACCGAUUCGGGAAUUGAGGAGGUGGACAGUCGAAGUAGCAGUGACCAUCACUUGGAGACCAUCAGCAGCGUCUCAACGCUGUCCAGCAUGUCUGGGGAGGGCACAGAACUCUUGGACACCUACAUCACCUACUUGGAUGGCCAGGCUUUCGGGGGGAGCAGUGGCAGCGGUGGUGGGGUAGGUGGCGGCGGUGGCAGCAUAGACAAGAGUCCGCUGCAGACCAAACUACGCUCCCGGCCGUUCCCAGGCCGCUUGCCGGUGGCUACCCCUACCAGCUCCACCAUCUCAGUUUCGGCAUGUUCUGAGAACAUGUUCGCCCUCACGCCUGCCCCGCCGUACCACCAGCAGCCAGCCGCCGUCGAGCCUGGCAAAGAGCUGCCGCAGAAAUCUCCGCUGCCCUGGGAGGAGCCUAAGGCACCGCCCAUGUCCACUGUGAAGGCGAGCAUCAUCAGCGAGCUGAGCACCAAGCUGCAGCAGAUGGGCGGGGUGUCGUGGUCACGACCUCCUGACGCUGUGGCUUCCUUCGGUUCCGAGAGACCCAGCUCCCUGCAGAGGCAAAGGCUCCCGGAUGAGACAUCCCCAUCACUGAUUUCCUCCAAGCCUGUCAGCAGCCUUUUCCACAACUGGCCUAAGUCCCCCCAGGGCAAGCAUCCCAAAAGUGUGGACUUUGACAUCCGUCCUGCCCUGCGACGGGCCCCCAGCCCAGCUGCCCUGCCCAGUGAGCACAAGAUUAGCCCCACCCCAAGGCCUUCCUCUCUUCCCAUCCUGCCUUCUGUGCCCAUCUAUACUGGCGUCUUUGAUCUCCGUGGUUCACCCACUUCUGGGGGUGAGCAUCCCUUCCCCAGCUUCCCUUCAGGCAGCCGUUCCCUGUCUCCAACCCACUUCCUGCCUCCAGCCACGGACAAGCCGUUUGGCUCCAAGCCGCUGCCUUUCUGGACUAAAUAUGAUGUGGCUGACUGGCUGGAGUACCUGAAGCUGGGGGAGCACCGUGAUAGAUUCCUGGACAACGAAAUCGAUGGCUCUCACCUGCCUUCGCUCACUAAGGAAGAUUUUAUUGACCUGGGCGUGACGCGAGUCGGGCAUCGCAUGAACAUCGCCCGUGCCCUCAAGUUCUUUCUGGAGAGGUGAUGGGGGAAACUGCCCUGCCCCGGGGGAGCCUCUUGCCUGAAUGUACAAUGGACCUCCACCAUGGGGAGAACAAAGGAGGUGGAGGGGUUGCAGCUGCGGGGCCGGGCACAGGGGAAGCGGUGAAGAGAGACCCUGUGGGGGUGAGGGUAGAGUGGGGGAUCUUGGAGAAGCUCACCAAAGCCUGCCUGGGCACCCUUAUGGGUGUGCACUUUUCUCUGUUGCGUUGCCAUGUAGCAAUUUGCGCAUUUCAUAUAUCCAGCCAACAGCACUGACAUGAGUGUAUGAACACUUAACCUGUGUAUCAUCACUUCCCAGGUGCGUGUGUUUAUAGUUGUACACAUACACUUGCUCUUCAUUCUCCAUCAGCAUAGCCACCAGCUUUGCCACUCAGAUGGCUGGUAUUGGUCAUCCAGUAGUGCGGCAGCUUCUACCUGCGCCCAUCCCUCAUCCUCCCUGUUGUUGCUGAUGGCCCUUGUGUAGCUGCUGCUGUUUGCACAUCAGUUCAUCGAACCAUGUAACAGCUUGCUCUGUACAUCUCCACAAUUACCAGGAUUGUUAAGUACUCUGCCGUUAAAAAGAAACAAAAGACCUGCUACAAGAAAAUGAAA
Molecule: messenger RNA, 6393 nt
Organism: Candoia aspera
Lineage: Eukaryota; Metazoa; Chordata; Lepidosauria; Squamata; Candoiidae
Gene: SHANK1
Product: SH3 and multiple ankyrin repeat domains 1
Exons: 23
Coding region: 251-5785 (1844 amino acids)
Cellular component (GO): dendritic spine; postsynaptic membrane; postsynaptic density
Molecular function (GO): synaptic receptor adaptor activity; ionotropic glutamate receptor binding
Source: RefSeq, a predicted model, not a curated record